This is a messenger RNA of Alligator sinensis (Chinese alligator), 9209 nucleotides long. It is a transcript of the gene ZCCHC14, whose product is annotated as zinc finger CCHC-type containing 14. The record is from RefSeq and is a predicted model, not a curated record. Gene Ontology annotation, molecular function: phosphatidylinositol binding; zinc ion binding; nucleic acid binding. Bases 1375 to 3975 code for a protein of 866 amino acids. The transcript is spliced from 12 exons. NCBI's taxonomy places the organism in Eukaryota, Metazoa, Chordata, Crocodylia, Alligatoridae.
AUCCUGUAUUGGAGAAACAUGAAAGGGUUAUCUAAUCUGCAAGUGAAAUGAGCCAAACUGAGGAAGUAACAGGAACUUGCAGAAUAGUAGCAUACUGAAUGGAGGCGAGGGAUACAACACAUAAAUAUUGAACUUUUCCAUAUGUCGCCAAAAAUAAAUUAGCAUUUGUGGGCUUUUUUUUUUUUUUUAAAAAGCUGCCCCACCAGAAGGAAUUGCACAACGGAGCUUUGUAGGCUUCAGCGAAUUAUUUAAAAAUUAAACAAGGAUUAUACUGGCAUCAAAAAUCCCAUUUUAUUUGGACUGAUAUUGGUGUUAAAAACAACUCUAUAAAUUGGAAGAAUCUUGCAUGUGCAGUUGCAAAGAAAAAUGAAAAAUGAUAGCUUUUCUUAGCAUGCCUCAGAUAUGAGUGUUCCUGGCUGGGACGGUCUGGACUGCAUCCAUUUCCAACUACUAGGUUGCUGCCCUGCAAAUAUGGGCUGCAGAGGUGACCAGAAGACCAGCCAUUCUUCAGCUGAACACUUUUUUGGUUACAAUUUUUUUUUUUUUUUUUUUUUUUGACUCAGGUUUCCUUUCUAAGGCUGUGUCUGCAUUAUAGAGUUUAGCUGGCAUCACUUGUGUUGGCAAGGCAAAGGACGUGAAAAGAUCUCACCCCGUAAUGUAGAUCUGCUGACAAAACCAUGCAACGUGGCUGCAGGUCAAUCUGCAGAAAAGGGCUUGUGCUAGCAGGGCUUCUGCCAUUCAAGGGGACCCCUUAAUGUUGUAGAGGAAGUGGUGUUGCCUGUACGUCCCUGGUCAGCUUAACCUGAUGAUACCAAUGCUCUUAACCUGGAAUAAAUCUGAAAUCCUGUCAAGUUCCCAAAAGAACCAUAUUCUGCCUCCCCUAGCGAAGGGAUUGUUCCUUUCAGGGGUCCUAACACCCAGGGAAGUCUUCUGUAAAAUGAUGGAGCUGUCAGCAAAAUUUUUGGCAUGGUUUCUUUACAACUGAUUUUCUACCCUUUUACGUUGCUAAAUACAUAAUUGAGUGCCUUGCUGAGGCAUAGCAAGUGCACCGAUCUUCAUCUGACAGGAUGCGAGCCUGGAUGCACUAGACUGAACAAGAGUCCUUAUGAAACUUUAACCGUCUUUCCACGCAAGGAGCGUCUUCAGAGAUCUCACUACUGUCUCAGGCCUUUUGACAGCAAUCCUGCUCUGCAGUCCUUCGCAGAGGGUUAAGCUGCACUUAACUUAUGAUCUGGGAUACUUUUCUCAGCAAGAAACAGACCUUGCACUUGCUUAGAGGUUGCAGGAUCAAUUGAUGUAAUGUCCGUCUUGUAGGAUUACAGCUUAGACAAAAACCCCUUCGUACGGGAAAGCAGGUUAUGCCUCUGGAAGUAAAUGACGGGAUUUGUCAGAAGGUUGCCUGUGAAUGUUGAAAAGGUGGAACUAAAGGGACUGGCGCACAAGAAGAAUGAAAGAAAUGAAUAUUCUUUUGAGGUCUUGUGGUCUGAUUCUUCGGUGACGUUGGUAACCAAAUCUUCUGCUGAAGUGACUGAAUUUAUUUCAAAGCUGUCUCAACUGUACCCAGAAGAAAACUUGGAAAAAUUCAUUCCUUGCCUAGCUGGUCCAGAUUCAUUUUACCUAGACCGGAACCACAUGGACCUGGAAUCGGACCUUAGGUAUUUGGCAUCAUUACCUUCCCAUGUGUUGAAAAAUGACCAUGUCAAAAAAUUCUUCAGCACUUCAUCUCUUUCCCAACAACUUCAAAAUUCAAGUCCUGGCAACCCCUCCCUUUAUAAAGUAGGCACUACGCUGGGUGCAUCUGGAAGACCUGUAUGUGGAGUAGCUGGCAUUCAGUCUUCUCAGAAUCACGUACAGCAUUCAGCUGCUACUUCCGUUGCACUAUCCCACUGCUCUCAUUCAGGGAGUACUGGUCCAUCAUUGUCCUACCGUUCACAGAUGGACACCUCUUCACCCAUGUUAAUGUCUUCCAGUCCGCAGGCCCCCCAGCCCCAGGAGCAAAAUGGGAUUUUAGACUGGCUCAGGAAACUACGGUUGCACAAGUACUAUCCUGUCUUCAAACAACUCACAAUGGAGAAGUUUCUGAGCCUUACUGAAGAAGAUCUGAAUAAAUUUGAGUCCCUCACCAUGGGAGCAAAGAAAAAACUCAAGACACAGCUGGAGUUGGAAAAGGAAAAAUCAGAGAAACGGUGCCUAAAUCCAACAGCACCUUCUUCGGUUACUGGCAGCGGGGUGGCUAGGGUCCCUCCAACUACUCACAUAGGGCCUCUCCAGAAUAUUCGUGGCAACCAUGCUGCAGAGCUGCGUGUAGAUGUGGAUCAGCCAUCCCACCCUCUGCCCCGAGAAGGCAGUUCUUCUGAAUACUCCAGCUCCUCUUCCAGCCCCAUGGGGAUCCACACCAGAGAGGAGAGCUCGGACAGUGCUGAGGAGAAUGAGAGGCGUUUAGAGAUUCACUUGGACGGUUCAGAAAAGGAGAAACCUGUGAUGUUACUGAAUCAUUUUACAUCCAGUUCGGCCCGACCCACAGCUCAGGUUCUACCAGUGCAGAACGAUGUUGGCUCCAAUCCGUCCGGCCACCAUACCUUGUCAAUGCAAGUGAUGCCAGCAGCCUCUACCCACAUCACUCCUAGUCGAAUGCUGAAUUCAGUUCAUAAAUCAGAGCGUGGAAAUACAGAAAUGAAGCUUCUUUCACUUCUGUCUUUAGAAGAACGAAAUAAAGUUUCACCUGGAGCCAGAAGCAGCAUUAAAAUGGAAAAGAGCUUUGGGAAUACAGUGGUGGAUGUGACGCCAACCUCCUCUCAUCAGCCUCUGCAAGUGCUCUCAGGAGUUCCAGAAAACAGUUCACCCGCGUCUACAAUUAACUUUGGUCAUCGGACAAAAGUUGUACACGCUUCAAGUCUGGACCGAGUGAUAAAGACACCCCAACAGCCAGCACUGAUCGUGGAAACGAGUACUGCUCCCAGCGUGACAUCCAGCACAGUCUUCCAAAUGGCUCGUCCACCCAUGAAGCUUCUGGUAUCUUCUUCGGUUCCGACUGAUUCUGCCAUUGCUGGGCAGACAUCCUGUUCCAGUAAUAUGCAAAUAACUAUGUCCCCUGCAAUAAUAAAUCCCCGAACUGCUCUCUAUACAGCCAACACCAAAGUUGCCUUUUCUGCAAUGAGCAGUAUGCCAGUGGCCCCGAUGCCAGGCAGCUUCUGUGCGAACAAUAACACUGCCUCUUCCAGCAGCCAUCCAUCCACGUCAUUCGCAAACAUGGCAAACUUGCCCAGCUGUCCCGUACCCAGUUCUAGCCCCACACUGUCAUCAGCCGCUGAGAACAAUUUCUAUAGCAGCAGUAGCAGCAGCAGCAGUAGCAACAGCAACAGCAGCAGUGGAUCUGCAGGGAACAUCCCGGUACCAAAUCAGAAUCACCAUCACCACCACCACCAACAGCAGCAGCAGCCUCCUGGCUGCAUGGUGUGUAGCUCCUGUGGAUGUAGUGGGAACUGUGGCUCAAGUGGUCUGACUGUCAGUUAUGCGAACUAUUUCCAGCACCCGUUUUCAGGGCCUUCAAUGUUUACUUUUCCAUUUCUGCCCUUCAAUCCUUUGUGUAGUAACGGCUACAUCAACACGCAGCAGUACAACAGCAGCACAACCUUCCCAAUGGUUCACUCUCCUUACAACAGUGGUUUAACCCCAGACUCUGUCAUGAGCGGGCAGUCCGCGUUUGCAGUACCACCCAUGCAGAACUUUAUGGCAGGGACAGCGGGAGUGUACCAGGCACAGGGAAUGAUGGGAACCAGCAAUGGUUCAAACCACAAAAAAAAUGGGAACCUCUCCUGUUACAACUGUGGGGCCAGUGGUCACCGAGCUCAGGACUGCAAGCAGCCACCAAUGGAUUUCAAUCGGCAAGAAUGUUGCCAUAUUUGGACCUUCCAAGAUGAAAUGCAUAACUCCAGGGCAGCUACGUUGCGGUGUGAGAUGAGAGCCGGAGGUUGAAGGUACGAGUGGCCAUUCGCCAGAGGGCCUUUGACCACCCCUGGGCUAGGUAAAAUGUCUACUUUUUUUCAAAAGUGAUCAGGCACUAAUCUCUGGGAUUUUUAAGAAUUGCACUACAGAAGAAUGUAAAACUAUUCAAGCUUUCUGCACUUUUAGCAGACCAUGUCGCUCUGAGACCAGUGCAAGAGGCAAAGAAGUUCCAACUUUUAAAAUUGGCACCAGCAGGCUAUGUGACUUAUAUAAAAAUCCUGAGUAAUUUUCUCCUUUCCCCUCCAAAAGAAGACGCACGGCAAUUCCAGUUCCUUCUGGAAACAACCUUCCUCUUCACCAUCACCUUUGCUACUAGAGAGUGCUGGGUUACCGACAGCUGAAUAAACUUAGUUUCCAAGGGUCCAUGUCCCAGAGACUCCAGAGUCAUUAAGGCUUCAAGAAUACAGAUGUUCUUCUUCUUUUUUUUCUGUAACACACAAAACAGCUUUUAUGCCCUGUAACUGUAUAUAGGUCUCUUUCACAGAAACCUUACUAUGGUUUUGUAAAUGAAUUUUAAACCAUCCUAAAAAAUAAACUCUGGCAGCAGAGUUUGCAAGCUGUUGCUUUACCUGAUAGAACGAAACUUUGACUCCUACCCCGGGGCUUCGGCUACAGGAUUCAGUGGUGGUAGAAGUCAAACAUGUAAAAGGUAGUAACUUACAUUAUCGUCAAGACGUUGAAGGAUUUACUGUCGGCCUCCUUUGUUGCGGUAGAUUGUAGAUUGCCUUGGGGUUAACUACCUAGAAUACAGAAUUGCGAGGCGGCAAAUUGAAAUUGAGACUUGGGAGGUAGCCGAACCAAGCUCGUGUUGCUGAAUUGAAACAGUGUAGUCCUGUCUUGAUGAAGAAACACGCAAAUCCUCCUGACUUGCCCAAGGAGACACAGGCCUGAAACGUAUAGCGAUCUUUGUGUACUCAAACCCAGAAGACGACAUUAAAAUCUGAGGUCUUGCUUAUGCUGGGAAUUGCUUUUCCACCAGUGUAGUCACGCCAGUGUAACAAAGCAUUUGUGCUGGUGCAGUGUACAGCACUUCUUACACUGGGGCAAAGCUUCUCAAGGUCAAUGAGACCUUAGCUACCGAAAAGUUGGUUUGAGCAGCCAAUGCAGUAAGUUGCCCGUCAAGAUUUUUCUGGAAAUGUUAGCGAGAAUUUGAAGGUGUGGGCCAUUCUUCAGUUCCAUUUGCUCAAAAUGGAUGGUCAGCCUCAUCAUGAAACGCCAGCAGGUUAGGGCAGCGCGAUCAAUUAGUACCUCCGAAGAACCACUGUCACCUGAGGCGACAAGACACCAACCUUGUUCCAGGUAGAUUAUCUUUGGAGGUCAUACCAUUUUUUUUUGGCUUCAUGAAAACCAAAGUCUAAAGCUGUGUAACAUUUGGUUUAAAAAGAAAAUCUGUUCUUUCUUAUUUCUAUGCAAUUCGGGAGCUCCAUAUUUCUGUAUCCUUAAAUGGUUCCGUUCACACCACACAGCAUUGCUUGCAAUAUUGGAAGUUAUGUUUGCUAUGCCUGUAUUGUAAGGAGGUUCGCGAGCAACGUUCAGACCUACAACACUAAAGUGAUGAAAACUGACAAUGCAAUUUACUUUGCCUUAAUGAGCUUGAGACAAUGGGAGGAACAACCUGUCAUGCUGUGUUACGUUAAAGGACACUUGCAGUUUUCACUUAAAAUGUUUACUAUUUAAGAUUUUGAGGGUCUCUCCAGUGGCCUGGAACAUGUGCUGAAAGCCAAACUUUAACAUUUUUUCACUUUUUUAAAACAAUAUUUUAAAACCGAACUGUAUUUAAAUAAACUGUAUUUCACCAGACAUGCAAGUAUUACAAACCCUCACAAAAGACCGAACAACAAGAGCAAAAAACUUAAUAUUUUUCUGUGAUAUUUUGCUUUAGUGGCCAUGGUUGGGAGCAUAGUCUGGUCUAAUAUUCAUCAGAAAGUCAAAAGGGUCACCAGGAGCAUGAAACUAAGACUGAACUCCUGUCCAGCAAACUUCUUUAAAAACCAUUUCAUUCCUAUGUUCAAAACGGUCUUCAGGAUUGCUUCCUCUAUGUAAAGUUAAGGCUGAUGUUUCCUCAAGGGGCUUACGUGCACUUACAGGUACAUUUUUAAAACUGCUAAACCUGAUCUUAAAGUCAGUUUGUAUUCAGAAGCAUGAGUAAAUUGAAGGGACAUGCACUUAAUGCACAGAUACUUGUUUGAAGAACCAGUACUGUUCUGAGAGUUUUCCCUGAAUCAAAAGGAGUUGUAGCUUCACAUCUGUUAGUACAGUAUGUUUGCUUCGUACCAAGAACAACCGAAGUUGGUGAGCCUAUACGGAGCACUUUAGAUACAUAAAAUGAUUCUUAAUCCAUUUUUAAAAAGGCAUAAAUCCUUCUGUUUUCCUCUGUCUUCCCCCCAGUUAGGCAGCUAGGCUCUGGAAUAGCAGUUCCAGUCUCAGUAACUGAACGAACCAGCUCGUAAAACCUACUCUCGUAGGUACAGAUAUGGAAAAUACACAGAAUUAGCUGUUUGUUCAUACCUUUGCCCUGCAAGUAUAAACUUGGUUAGUUCUCUAACGGGAUUCCCCUGUAGGGUAAAACUGAUGGUUUAAAAAUGCAAAACAAUAGGGCGACCCCUUGUCGCGUUCAGCUUGUCGUUUCAUUGCAGCAUAAGAAUCGCGGGGUGGAUUAUAGCUCUGUCUUUACUUUGGAGGAGUAAAUGGUGCAUAGUGAAGUUUCAGAAUAGUCUUUCUGAUGUGUGACAUAUUGGUGAAGUAGAAUAAAAUUAUCAACACUUAUAGUUCAGAAACUCAGCAGCAGAGGCGAAUUCACAUUCAUGCUGGACACUAAACUACAGGAGGUUCAAUAAGGAAGAGUUGUCUUACCAAGCGGGGUAUUUUGAUCAUUGGAUUCUGUAGUAAAUUUUCCUAAACUGCUACAUCAGCUUUCAUAUUUUGUGAAAUUUCCCAAGCGGCUUGUAAAACACAACUGCUAGCACCCUGCCAGGAAUCAAGUGAAAUGGCGAUAUAAACCAACCCCUCUUCCGGUUGCCUCCCCUUGCAUUUUAUGCCCUUUAUUGCUUGCUGAUUUUGUGGUGAUGAUACCAAGGUAUCGAAAGCCUUCAUUCACUGUAUUUGGCAAAGAAAUUAGAAAAUUAAAAAAAACGAGCGGAAUGCACUCCCCCACCCCAAAUGAUUGGAUUUUGCCAUUACUUUUACAGGGAUCUCAGUCCCAAAAAGCAUGUAUUGGAAGUCACUGACACUCGAAGCCAUGCAUUCUGGGUUCUCCAGACUUCCCUUUUCAGUUGGGGGAACAUUUGGAAAGUCUCAAUAAACGUAAAUGCUUGCAAUAGUCUAUAGAAAACCAUUUUUGUUUGUUGAGGCCAAAGGUAAAUGUUACUACAUCCGUACUAAAGGAGGCCGCUACCAAUAUCCAUGACUUUAUCUGUGUCAUAACAAACCCUUGGGACUACCUGUUGUCUCUGUUAAAUUCUUAGGUAGUUGAGAAAUGUUUUGGUACUGAAACAGCAAAAUCCUGUGUGUUUUGAAGUGCAGAUUAACAGCUUCUUUUGGAGGUAACUUUCCAUUAGGAAUGAAGGAAACUCCUACUCCCAUUUGAGCCAUUUCUUUUACUUCAGUCAAUUCUAGUAUUACAAAUUGUGCAUGUAACUUUAUAAAUAUUUUAAAUAGUUUUGUAAAUAUUUAAUAUCAGCUAAUUUGAUUUUGAACUGUAAAUGUCAAGUAUUCUGGUAUUGGGAUUUUUAUGUUUUAUUAUACUUUGUUAAAGGUAAAAUUGUACAUUUUUAGAAUGUUUUUAUCUGAGUAAAUUUAAUGUAUGGAAAAUAAAAAGUUAAACAGUGCUUAAGCAGCAUUUCUUUAUUCUUUUAGGCUUCUCCAACUCAAGCGGGUAAGUACCAGGAAUAAACCGUACAGGUAAAAGGCAGGGUGGAGGUGCACCUUUCUUAACAGGUAAAGUUCUCUUUAAUCCAAGUCACUGGCUGAGGGCUGUCACCUCGUCUAUUUGCAGCUGCUGUUCUCUAGAACCACUGCGGCUGAGUCAAGGGCAUUCAAGGCUGUCCUGCAGAUUAUGUUGAGCCCUUGAUAAUGUGGGCCUUUGUGCGGCAGGCUGCUUGUUGUCCUAGUCACCAGCGACUCUGUGGUGAGCAUUGGCUGGGACUGUCCCAGGAUGCAGGCAGGAUUACACUGCCGGUCUCCAGUGGCUAAAGAUCAGGAAUUACUAAGCACAUCUUCAAAAUCUGAGGGCAGCCACUUUAAAUCCCAGUUCUGUUGCACUGUGUCCUUACGGUAAUGUAUGCAGAAACCACCGAGUGAUUUCCUGCCGGAGAUGUUCCUUUAAAAGGCUGCAGUCUUAAACUGCUGCAGGCCUAAAUUCUGCCAUCCGCACUGCUGUUUUAGUACCAUACUAGUCAGUCUCAUCUGGGUCAUUAUGGACUGCUCAGUGAAGAUGGCUUAAUAGCAAUUUAAAUGCAUCAUGCUUUUAAACCGCUCUGUUCCUCCAACUAAACUCCAGCAAUUUAGAUUUCAGCUUUGAACAGAAAGCCAGCUGGAGAUUCUUGAAUGACAGGAAGGUCUUGAUUGAAAAGCUGUGGGCUAGGAAGUAGGUGUUCCCCCUAGAAAGCAUUUAAACCAUUUACUAUCAGACACAAGUCUCCGUGGGUAGCUAAUUAUUAUCCCUGUGUUACAAUUACAGUUACACAAUCCAUCCUUCCCUGCUCUAAAACGGCAGUCGGGCUGGUUUAGGAUGGCCACAUACCUCCUUUAUUUCCAGCUAACACUCCUCUUAAGUGCUGAGUGGAACAUCCAGGCACAAACCUAUUUCAAUACUAUUUAUUCAGUGUCCUGGGCAUCACUAGAGAUUAUUCGUCUGCACUGGGACCUGCCAGGCCAACAUCAUUCAGCCAUGCACUGAAACAGGUGGCAUUUGUCACUACUGUCUCCCCUUCUGCUAAUGGAUGUUUAAGGCAAGGAAGUCUAUAAAUAACCACUCAAGCUGCAAUUACAUUGGGAUGUAAUCCAUCCAUUUCAGCACUGUAUUAAUUUUUAAAAAAGCAACAUUUGUACAGGAAUCUCAGUCAUCGAACACAGUAGUUACAAGAAUGGCUGUCAGUCUCAAGUGAAACCAUGAUUUUACAUAAACCAAACUAUAAAAACAUAGGACAAGCUGCACUGAAAAGUUUACGCUGAAGUAAAAACACAACGAACGUUUAAAAAAAAAA